Molecule: messenger RNA, 546 nt
Organism: Verticillium alfalfae VaMs.102
Lineage: Eukaryota; Fungi; Ascomycota; Sordariomycetes; Glomerellales; Plectosphaerellaceae
Product: bacterial hemoglobin
Exons: 2
Coding region: 1-546 (181 amino acids)
Biological process (GO): nitric oxide catabolic process; cellular response to nitrosative stress
Cellular component (GO): intracellular anatomical structure
Molecular function (GO): heme binding; FAD binding; nitric oxide dioxygenase [NAD(P)H] activity
Source: RefSeq, a predicted model, not a curated record
AUGGCUCUCACGUACAAGCAGUCGGUUCUCGUGCGGGGCUCGAUCCCCGCCCUGCGCGAGCACGGCGAGACCAUCACAAGCCUCUUCUACGCCAACAUGUUGCGCGCCCAUCCGGAGCUGCAUGACAUGUUCAACACAGCCAACCAGGCCAACGGCCGGCAACCGCGUGCCCUGACGUCUGUCAUCCUGGCCUUUGCCGCCAACCUCAACCACACAGCCGAGCUCAUCCCCCGUCUCGAACGCAUGUGCAACAAGCACUGCUCCCUCAACAUCCGGCCCGAACACUACGACAUUGUCGGCAACAAGGUCGCCGACGCCGACUCGUGCCAGACGCGCGCCCCCGGCGACGAGUACGGCGUGCGCCUCGACCUCGCCGUCAUGGACCGCGGGCAGCUGCACCUCGAGCACGGCGGCGCCGAGUACUACAUUUGCGGGUCCGAGGCCUUCAUGGCCGAGACGUCAGCCUACCUCGUCGCGCAGGGCGUCGACGAGACGAGGGUGCACUACGAGUGGUUCACGACGGGCGACCCGGAGUUCAAGCACUAG